UUAUUGAGUCCGCGGAUGAAGCAUCGCUCGAGGCAGUCCGCAAAACUCGUCUAGUUCACGACAUGCAAAGCUCGCGAUACCAAGGACGUAAAUCACCGCACGGCCGCCGCGUUUCCUCUUUCUCGUCUGAUAAGAUCAUGAAACUCACACGUGUCAUCGACCACGAUGAUUGCAUCAAGCAGCCUCGUCUUAUUAGAUCAGCGUUUUCGAAUUUCACGGAUUUCGGCAAGCCGAGCAUGGGUCGGGGCUUGCAGAGGCAGAGCACGUAUACUUACUACGUGCGGGGCAACCCGCUUACCCGCUACAGGGUUGAGCACGUCAGCGUUCAGGGCUUCUUAUCCUACAAUCCUUACGGCUACAAAACUGAUCAGCUCCAGAUGCUCACUAACCAGACGCUGCUGCUGGAUUCGGUGGUGCACGUAGAGCGCGUCCUGCAACCGCACGGACUCCUUCGCGUGUUCCACACCCUCAAGCACGAGGUGCUCUCUCCCUAUCCUGAGCCAGCGAAGGAUCCUGAGGACUGGAUCAUGUACACUCCGUUCACCGCACAAGGCAUCCAGUCUGUGUAUUGGGAGGAAGCUCUCACAGGCAACAGAGUUCCUGAGCAACUGCUACGCAAGUAUCAGCAAGACCUGAAAAAUCAUGUGAAAAGUAGCAUGGAGAAGCUGCGCAGUCCCACGACGGUGUCUGCAGCAACAGAACAAACAGCUGUAAACGGCAGCUCUGCAGGCGAGGCUGCUGCACAGCUGCACGCUGCUGCAAGACUUGCUGCAGCUCUGCCAGUUACUGCUCUGCAGCAACUCUGGCGCGAGGUUGCGGAGGAUGAGAAGCAGGUGUUGCUGGAGGUGUUCGCCAGCAGCGGGUCGGGCCCGGCAGGGUCGCUGGUGCUGCGGCAGCUGACGCCCAUGCGGUCCGUCGGGUCCGCUGCUGUCCCCAAGACCCAACACGCGUCCCUGCUGCUCGCCAUGGCCUCCAACAUCCCUGACCCCAGCCUGGCCCGGCAACUCAUUCAAUACCUACACUCGGUUGACCUUGAGGAUGACGUCAUCGUGGGUGCCAUCGUCUACGUGAGCGGCGCCAAAAUCCUGAAGGGGAUGUGCAGAAACGCCACCAUGGCCGUGCCCUACCCGCUGUACGGCCAGCAGCAGUGUCCUCUGGACUACGUCGUCAAGAACUUCGCUGACUACCUGCUCGACAGGAUAAAGAGUGAACGUGGAGGCUGGACAACGCGCGCCACUCUCAUCCAGACAUACGCAACGCUCGGGCUGCACGUCAACACGGAGACGCUAGCGAUGAUCGGACGUACAGACGUCAACCGCAUCGCGCGCACCACCGCCAUAUACGCGCUCAGCCCGCGCUACCUCGACCAAUCCUACAGACAGAAGGCUAUGGACAUCGUCUUCCUCAAUGCAAUAGACCCACAUAUGGGCCAGGAGGAGCGCCAGUCUUCUCUGGUGGUGCUGCUGGCCUGGAGUCCUGAGCAAGUCUACUGGAAUGACCUGGCUCUGUACACCUGGUCUCUGAGAUCCAGGCCCGUGGCCAGACUUAUUUACAGCUUCAUGCAGUCUGUUGCCAACAAUCCUGCUAUGGAUCCUAUUCAAAGCACGUACGCAGCGUCAGCGCUGCUGCUGGCGCGCCCCAUCAAGACUCCGCUCGAGUCUUCCUUUAGUUUCCAGUGGUCGACAGCUCAUGCCGGCAAACAGCUGAAGCUGGAAGGACACCACGGGUGGCUUAAGUUUCCCCCAGCAGAGCGAGCCAGCCAGAUGUACAGAGCGGUCAAUGCUGCAGCCGGUCACUUCGACUUCAACAUCUUCGAGAUGGCAACGGGCUUCAACCACUAUCCUGGCGUAUCGUCAGUCAUGGAUCAGUCAGAGUCGGUCAAGCAUGGAGAGGCUGAGCAGUCGCCGGAAAUGAAGCUCCUGUUGAAGUUGUUCACCUCGGAGGUCUUCUUGCCUGUGGACUUCGCCAAGUUCGGCAUUGGUCCACACUCAUCUUGCCCGUUGUGCGAGUUGUUGUGGUACAAGAUGGGACCGUGUGGUACUGGUGAGGUACACGAGUCGCUGCACUUCAGGGAGCUGGCGUCUGUAGAAGCAUUCCUGCCUAACGAGAUGGGUCUGCCUGUUCUGGCUGAGCUGCUGAGCCCCACUGUGCUGUACACCAACUCGUCCGUGUCAGGCUCCUCGUGCCGCCAGCCCUUCACUGGCAACUUCAGCCUCAACACAGACAUCAAACUUGUAAGCAAAGUGAACUCGGUGCUGCGUGUGAUGGUGCCCUGGCUGGGCAGCUCGCUGGCCGUGGGUAUAGACACCGAGAAGACGCUCUCUUUGCCACUGCAACUGCAAGGAUCUUUUGAGAAAGUUUACAAGGAAUCAAGUGAUUCUGAACCUGUACAUGGCCGGAGUGUGAACUCUGCGCGUCUUCGAGAACAAGACGAGGAAGAACAUGGCGCACAAUGGACGUCACGACGUGCAUCUUAUCGUGACGACGAAGAUGGAGAUAAAAGUUAUCAGCUUCCCCGUCGACUUUCUUUGCAGCUCGACAUUCGACCGUCUCGUCAGGACGAGAUACCCGUUGUGUUCGUUCAAACCGUGCCACUCAUCGUCAUCAAGCCUCUUCGUCCUGGCAACGAUGUCACCAAGCUGGAAAAGUUGCACGUCAUCAGAAAUGUGAACACGGAACCCAUUUUACAGACCAUAGACCUCGGCUCCGAGUUGACCGGCAACAAAAUAUCCUUGUCAUACGAAGGCGACUCGUCGUCUCCGUUCUCUUACAAGAAGAUCAUCGAUUUCGUGAGGUCGCCGGCUGAGGUCGUCACGUUGUUGGGGGCGCGCGACGCUAAGUUCGAGCGCAGCGUGCUGAGCUUAGCGCCUGCCACCGAGUCCUCUACGAGCGUCCUGCUCACGCUAGAUACCAGCGGCUACACACCUAUUGACUCCUUGGCCGGCCAAGGGACGGAGUGUCACAUUAACAACGAAGGACAAUUGGUGUGCCCGUAUCCUGCGAAGGUCACAGUGACAGCUCAAGUGAAGUUCCCAAGCGGGAGCUCCAUGAGCACCGAGCUGACAUUAUACCAACCUGCUCUCCUAGACCAGCUCUAUAACUCAAGCCUCAUGGCCAUCACUUUCCAGUCUUCCGGCAAAUAUUCAUCUAAGGUGCAGAUACUAGGCAACCUGACGCGCCCCGUGCCGCUGUCGCUGCCGCAGCUCUCUGAGUGGCUGGCCGCUGAGCGCUGCCUCAACGCCUCCGCCAGCCUCGCCGUCUACACCGGACAACCGCAGCCUGAUCUGCCUGCUGACUUCACUCUCCAUGCCGUGGCGGGACUGACCCCAGAGCGGUCACAGCUGCUGCAGCGCAAGGCACAGUCUGCCUGCGCCGCCGACCUCCUCGAGCCCAGCGUCGCUCUGGACGGUCUGGCGGUCUAUGAUCUGAUCGAUGUAACAACUACUAACCCUGGUAAUUUGAGUGUAUUCUUGACGCCGUGCUGGCGAGCGAUCAAGAACCACUUGUUUGCUGUGAUGUAUCCGAACGUCGAGCCUGUCUACGCAUCCAGCGACGAGGACACGAGUCAGAGCGCUGCUCUGCACGCCAAUCGAUCACUCUUGACGAACGAGUGGAGUGCGGAAUGUCGCUUCUGCAGUCCAAACUGGCGAGCCUACGACUUGAAGACUCCAAGGAAUAUCGAAACUUCAAUUUUCGCCCUUGCGAAACAGACGGACUUUUACAACGACCACUCAAACCAUCUUGACAUGACUGGGACACCUCUUGAAUCAACUGGCGAUGCUUGGGUGGACAUAGAUACAUUAGGACCACAGACCUAUCAUAACUCACACGACUCAGAUUCUACCACCGACUCUGCUCCCCAAGGAACGUGUUUCACAGACAAUGGUAGCAUAAGAACUGCUGAUGGUUUGUCUUUCGACAAAGUUUAUACAAGUUGCUACCAGCUUGCCGUUGCCCACUGUAACCGGGAGCCUAAAUGGUACGUCUUCACGCACCUCGAUCCUCUGGCAGGACGCGCAGACACGCGUUCUCCAUUCUUCCGCUACCUGGACGCAAACUUCGACGUUGAUGUGUAUCUUGGCUACCGCACCUUAUCUAUCAACGGAGUGGCGCCCUAUCGAAACACGGGGGUUUUCCCUAUCAUGCAUCCCGUGAAAAAACAUGCAAUUGGUUUGUGUAGCUCCAUCAACAACGGGGACUUGAUUUCAUGCACCAUAGACGGUAUCGUACGUCUGACAGUAGGGCGCGUCGGCGGCAACGUAACGCUAUUGGGCGACGAUGAAGUGUGCGGCAUGUGCGGCAACAACAACGGCGACCCGACGGACGACAACAUCGGCGCUCACAUGUGCCGAUACUCCGACCUCUCCUUGAUGGCUGCGUCGUGGACAAAAGACAUGUCGUGUCCGUGGGUACCGGAUCUGGAGGCGCAACUGAAGCUCGUACAAGAGUACCAAAAUGGACCGAAGUGCUCGAGGGCAGGCAUUCCUAUUCCCUGGAAGUUCCCCGAGUUCCCAGACCUGCCGGACGCUGCCAGAUUAUCGCUGUCCACUCCUGGAAUUUCGUUCCCCGUGCGUCCAGAUGAACCGAAACCCGACCACGAUUCAUCGUCUCGACCGUUUCCAAUUUCGUACACCUUGUCCGCUGUAGGCGAGGACGGCAGGCAAGUUUGGAAGGAAACACCAGAAAUGGAAGAAAAUUAUCCGCAUCUAAAUCCUGAACCAUCAACUUUUGUACAACCAUCGAGAAAACAAUAUCCAACUCGCAGCCAAUGGGCAUCGCAAGGAGACCCUUUAUAUGAAAGUGAAAUCGUCCCAGAACCUGAACUGCCGGCUCAAAUUGCAUCAGAAUUAGACAUGAGCGUAAAGCAGACGCCACACGCUAAGUUAUCAGCAAAUACUGAUGAUACAGACGACUGCAUCAUCACAGCAUAUCGAGUGGAACAAACAUACACGCUGCCCGUCGAGAUAUUGGUCGCCCUCAACGCUACGCAGCUCUGUGAUACCAAGAAAUAUUGCAGCAUGACAGAAGGACAACUCGUUACUGUGAACGCAGCAAAGUAUAAAUACUACGAAGCUCCACCUGACGUUUACCACGCCAUGCGCUGGGGCUACAUGACAGAGCUGCCGGACACCAGCGGCGGUAUGCUCACCACCAUGGAGCAAUACGUCGCUCAGUCCUGCCGUAAGAGAGAUCCUUGAGCAGUAAUCACUUCAAUGCCCGACUAAUCACGGUGAAAUAAUCCUAGGUCUACUAUCGCUUCAACCACGGUGAAUAUUCCCAAGGUCUGAUAUAUAAAUCGCUCCAACCACACUGAAAUAACGUCCAUGUCUACGAAAAUAUUAAUCAUUUCAACCGCAAUAAAAGUCUAAUGUUUGAUAUGUUAAGCGUUUUGACUACAAUGAAAUAUCAAAAUUUACGGAUAUUAUCAAUGUUGAUUCAACUUUAAAUAUAUGAUAUUGAAAGUUUAAUUAUUAUUAAAAACACUUUGCCCACUUCAUUAUUAAACCCUUCGCCCACGUGUGCAUUCCGUGUUGUCUACGCUCUUUUAACAUGAGCCCGCUAACUAGCUUUACUGCCAGUAGAGGAAGGACAUCUCUUGCCUUACUUUUAAUUAAUUGAGAGACCAAAAAUACCCAGCUGGAUUGAAUAGGAUGAGUUUUUUCUAGAAUAAAGGUCGAGUUGUUUUGAGAUUAUAUUUUCUUCAAGU
This is a messenger RNA of Hyalella azteca, 5707 nucleotides long. RefSeq lists its product as uncharacterized. The transcript has 30 exons. Gene Ontology annotation, molecular function: lipid carrier activity. The coding region runs from base 63 to 5198 and encodes 1711 amino acids. The record is from RefSeq and is a predicted model, not a curated record. NCBI's taxonomy places the organism in Eukaryota, Metazoa, Arthropoda, Malacostraca, Amphipoda, Hyalellidae. Gene Ontology annotation, biological process: lipid transport.